AUGCGCUCUAGCAACAAGAGCUAUGUCAACAUCAACGAUUCGGGCAACGAGAGGAGAGAGGGUACGCCGUGGUAUUGGCGCCUUAUAGCCCUGGCUGCGUCGUGGAUGAUAUUGGGAGGCUACCUGAUACUGCCGGGCCUCUACGCAAACGAUCCCAGGCUUAGAUUCAGUGAAGCAGUCCUAUCUGUUUUUGUUGUCGCACUUCUCACUGCCGGCUACUCCUUCACAGCACUGCUCUGCUUCGCCUGUCGCAAUGAGCGCUUCCAAGCCGACGGUGUCUUCCUUCCCGCACUCACAUCCUCCGCCCUAGGUCUCAUCUCAAUAGCCUACAACUUCCUCUCCUCCCACAACUAUCACUGGGGCAAUGCCGCCAUAAGCGGCACCGUAAUCAGCGCCGCAGGAACCCUCCUCUACAGUUCCCUCCUCCUAUGGACUUACCGCCGGAUAGUCAAGUCCAAACGCCAAACAGAUACCCGCGCAAACCUUUGGUCCGAACAAUCCUACUACAACAACUUCAUCCCGAACAUGUACCCCACCGCAAUGCGCUCGCCCUCUAACCCACCACCCGCCGCCGUCUACUCCGAAGACGAUCGCGUAAACCAGCAAAUGGCCUUGCUCCUCGCAAAGGGCGACCCACGACCCAGUCCCGACGCGAACAGCACUUUCAGAAUAGACCUCCCUGAAGACAGGGAGCAGCAGGAAAGACACCUGCACAGUCAGGAGUUGGUGGGCACGCCUGCACAAACACAUGUCGAUUGGAACCGCGAUCGAUCGGACAGUAGACCGGAUAGUCUCAGUGAACAUCAGGCAUGGCAACAAUGGCAGGGCCGUGGAAGGACGGCGAACCGGCCGCCAAACGCGUACUAUUUGAGUUGCCCAAACGAGCGCGUAGUGGUUGGCUGA
This is a messenger RNA of Alternaria atra, 903 nucleotides long. RefSeq lists its product as uncharacterized. The record is from RefSeq and is a predicted model, not a curated record. NCBI's taxonomy places the organism in Eukaryota, Fungi, Ascomycota, Dothideomycetes, Pleosporales, Pleosporaceae. The coding region runs from base 1 to 903 and encodes 300 amino acids. The transcript is spliced from 5 exons.